AUGGCUUCACUAAGACUUGGCACUGAAAAGAAACUUGCUGAAUUUUUUUCAGUCACUGCACAAGGUGAGCGUGAUGCUGAAAAUGCCCGUAUUGCCCUCUCAGAAAAUCGCGAAUUUGAUCCUUAUGCAGCCUUCAAAGCUCUUGAUCGCUUCAAUAAUGGCUAUCUCAAUUACCUAGACAUCAAAUCGUUUCUUGAAAAAAAUCGAAUUUUUGCGUCUACCCAAGAAGUUGAUUUAUUAAUCAAACAAUACGACUCAGAUUCAGACAGCCGCCUUAUACUUACUCCCCAUCCCUCUUUAAAUUGGAACAAAAUAUCGGUCAAAUUUCCAUUUUUUUGGAUACUUUAACCCCUUUUAAAUCAGAACAAAAUAAUUUACAGGACGACUUUUAAAUUAAGACAAUAAUAAUUUUUAUAAAAUUAGAGCAGAAUAUUAUUUAAAUAGAUCAUCAUUAAAUAGAUUAAUUUUUUGAAUUAAUUUUUCAUAAAAAUAAUUUAGAAUGCAAAAUACUGUACUCAGUUCCGACUUUUUAAUUUUAAAAAUUUUUAUAACACUUUUUAUAAAGACAAUUUUAUUUUAAAUUUUUUAAAAAUUAAAAAAAUAUAAAUACACUUUUGAUUUGAACAGGAUUUUAGCGAUUUUCAGCAACUUACAUGCCCGUCUACAAGUGUAGCUAUCCGCGAUCUAGCCAUUAGCCGUUCAGGACCACUACGGCUCUCUUUAGACGUUGAAUUUUUGCUUUCUAGAUUAUUAGAAAAAGAAAUAAGCCUACAACGCCGUCUAGAAACAAUAAGAAAAGAAUUAGAAGCCUCUCCAGAUUUUUCUAUAUUUAAAGCUUUUGAGACGAUAGAUUAUCCACCUACAAGUUUUGUAACUCGUAACAAAAUUUUCGACUUUUUAAGGAAAAAUCUAGUUAGUGCUUUUAAUGAUGAUAUUGAUGGGAUUUUAAGAAGACUUGACAUAGAUGGCGAUGAAAGAUUGUCAUACGGGGAAUUUUCAGAUGCAAUUAAAUGUGCAAGUCCAAGUAUUGUUGUGCAUUCACCUGCAAGGGAAAGCCAAACUGUGAGGCAUUCAUCACCAUUACGAAGAUCUCCAAGUCCGAAUAGGACAGCUGAUAGAGAAUUUAGGACAAGUGGAUAUUUGGACUCUUCGAGAUCUUUAACAAAAUCAUCAUUUUUAGAAACCUCUGGGCUUAAAAGCCCGAGAAGAUCACCUACAAGAUCGCAGUUCUUAUCAAGUUCUAAUGGCUUUAAUAAAUCUCUAGAAACUUCUGGGCUUAAAAGUCCACGAAGAUCAGGAAAUUUAGAAAAAUCUUUAUCAAGAUCUCCUACGAGGUCUCAACUUUUAUCAAGCUCUAAUGGAUUCAAUAAAACUGCGAGGUCUCAGCCUGACUCCCCCCCCCCCCCUCCGUGAGCGAACAAAAAAAAUUUUGUUCGCUCACGGAGGGGGGUUAAUUUUUUUUUUUAAAAAAAAUUUAUAUAUAUAAUUUUAUAAAAAAAAUAUUUUUUUCGAAAUUUAAAAAAAUCCUAAUUUGCAAAAAUUGGGAAGCAAAUAUUAAUUUAAUUUGAAAAAUUUAUGUUUUAAAACGCAAUUUGUUUAAAAUUAAACAGAAUUAGCUCUAGAUUUCAUUAUACUAAUUAUCACUUAUAUAUCAAAAUUUUUUUCCAUUAAAAUUUUUUCUAUUAAAAAAAUUUUUGUUCACUCACGGAGGGUGGGUUUUUGGUCAAAAAAUGCCGAUUUUUCUAAUGGUUUUGUUCGCUCACGGAGGGGGGGGGGGGAGUGAGGAAUCUGAAAUUGUCAAUGUAUUUAUCAAGCAAAUCGGCUUAGACCGCGACUUGGAAGCUUCAAGAAGAGACCUUGCUUUAUGCUCAGAUUUCACACUAAUUGAUGCUUUCAAUAUUUUCGAUAUAAAUAACUAUGGAUUUGUCACCCAAGUUGAGUUCGAGGAAGGCCUAAGAUCACUCGGAAUUUUGCCUAUAAAAGAUGAAGUCUCAUUAUUAUUUAAACAUUUUGCCCUUGUUGACAGAAGAUUGACUUUUAGUGAUUUUUGUAAAAUUGUGACAACGAAAGAUUUGGAAUAUUCAAGAUUAAUUAAUGGAAGAAUUCCGCAGAACUUGCCAAGAUAUGAAAGGAGAAGGACAUUCAGAUUGAAUACAGAAGGCUUGUUUGUGAAAGUAAUGAAACUGCUUCUAGAGAACGAAAGUGUAGCAGAAAGCUUAAGGCAGCAAUUAGAGAGAAGGCCAUAUUUCAGCAUUUCUGAAGCUUUUCAAUGUGUGGAUAAAGAUAGAAAUGGCUUUAUUACAUUCGAUGAAUUCCAAGUGUUGCUAGGCGAUUAUGGUAUUUAUGUCACAAGAAAAGAUGUUGAAAAUUUAAUGGAAAGAUAUGACAAAGAUAGGGAUGGGAGAGUUUCUUAUUCAGAAUUUUUAAAUGAAGUAACACCUAAAUCUCCAAGGAGAUACUAA
Messenger RNA from Blepharisma stoltei, 2462 nucleotides. Lineage: Eukaryota; Ciliophora; Heterotrichea; Heterotrichida; Blepharismidae. The record is from the annotation of a GenBank genome assembly.